GAGGGCGGAGAGAGGCGACAGCGGAGGCGUAGGGAUCUUAAGAGAACCCCGAGAAAGUGCGCAAGCGCACUGACCCCUCCAAGCCCUAGCAACCAGAGCAGUGACAGUAGCAACCGCCGGAAUGGCAAAAGCAACAACAAUCAAAGAAGCCCUAGCCAGAUGGGAAGAGAAAGCCAGUCAGAAGCCAUCUGAAGCCAAGGAGAUAAAGCUUUAUGCCCAGAUCCCCCCUAUAGAGAAGAUGGACGCAUCCUUGUCCAUGCUUGCUAACUGCGAGAAGCUUUCACUGUCUACAAACUGCAUUGAGAAGAUUGCCAAUCUGAAUGGCUUAAAAAACUUGAGGAUAUUGUCUUUAGGAAGAAACAACAUAAAGAACUUAAAUGGACUGGAAGCAGUAGGGGACACAUUAGAAGAACUGUGGAUCUCCUACAAUUUUAUUGAGAAGUUGAAAGGCAUCCAUGUAAUGAAGAAACUGAAGAUUCUGUACAUGUCCAAUAACCUGGUGAAAGACUGGGCUGAAUUUGUGAAGCUGGCAGAUCUGCCGUGCCUGGAAGACCUGGUGUUUGUAGGCAAUCCCCUGGAAGAAAAACACUCUGCCGAGGGGAACUGGAUUGAAGAGGCAACCAAGAGAGUGCCAAAACUGAAAAAGCUGGAUGGUACCCCAGUAAUUAAAGAGGAUGAGGAAGAAGAAAACUAACACUACAUUUUCUGCUUUGUGUUAACUUAUUUAAAUGUUGUAUAAUUGUCUAUUUUAAAGAUUCUCUGUGGAGCGAAUGUUCUUAAGAUAAAACAAAUCUCUAAUUCCUAUUUUUUUCUUAACCUAUUUACUGUUUCUCCCCCCAAAUGGUAACACUAACUUUAUACAUUGUAGUCCUCUUUUUUAAAAGUACAAAUUUUCCGUUUUUGUUCAGUCUCCAUCUGCUGAAAUCUCUGUAGAGCGACCAAUCAUUUUUAAAAACAAAGAAACAAAUGGGUUCUUCGUUUAAUUUUUUUUUUAGGUCAGGCAUUUAAAUAUAUACAGUUGACUUUUGAAUCUGUAGACCAUCUUUCCUGAAGGUCCGUCUCCUUAUGACUCAGAAGCACAAACGCGUCGUGCCUUCGGCUCAGAAGGUGGCGCGGGGCAGGAAGAGCUCCUCGCAGACAGCCGGCAGCAGCCGUAGAAGCGAGACUCCAAGUCAUAGUGAAAAAACUGUGGUGAAAAAAGAAAAAUUAGUAUCUUGGAGGCCUUAUAGCCCAUGUUAUGUUUACUUACUUAUUUUUUAAAAAAUACGUACAUCGUCAACUGGAAUUUAGGUUGUGCGUACCUUGUGGCCACUUGCGUCACUGCGCACAGCGGUCGGUCACUCUGCAGUGCAGGUCAGUGGUCAACGUGACUGUCGCCAUCAUUCUUUUGACCAACACUGUGGCCGUGUCCCUCGUGUGGACCUGAUCUGAGGCACGCUUUGGGGUUUAUAGCUCUUUGGAUGUUAUAUGAGGAAAUAUAUAUAAGUAGUAGUUAUAUGUGAAUUCUUAGUCUAAGUCUUGGCCAUUUGUAUGUGUCAAAAUUCGCCCUCAUAACUUUGGUUGGGUGACCGUUGUGUUGGGAAAAGUGACUGUCAAUAAGAGUAUAGAAGUUAAAGCCUCAAUUUGGUACCUUUCAACAAAUUAAAUUUAGUAUUUCAAAAUAUAUUUUUAGAGAAUGUCUAACAGCUCUUAAAAUGAAUUAUGUAAGUGGUUAUAGAGGGAAAAGAGAUAUUUCAUUAUGGGAUCCCAGGCAAAUGGCAAUAUUUUUGAGAUUGCUUCUUCAGUGUGGCAUUGUAGCUGAUUCAACUCAAAAUUGCAGAGCAAUGGUUGGAUGCAAAGCUUAGAAUUUAUCAUAUAAGAAAGAAAUUCCUUAUGGAAAGGACAAGACGUGGUGGUCAGUAACCAGGUGAAGGCCACAGAGCCCGUGGCCAGACCACUGAUGGAUCGCAGCACGGGAGCCAGAGGCCCUCCGCCAAACUGUGCCUGCAGUCCCUCAGCGGGAGACUUAUCUCCAUUUUCUCAUUUACUUGUGUAAAAAUCAGCCAAAGAGGGAGGAUCCGUUUUUAAAGAGUACAGAAGUAGUCCUGGGUUUCAGAAGUUUUCAACUAUUGUUUAACUAGGAAUUACAUGAUUUUUCAUAGUCACACUGAUCAAAAGGGGCCACCGCUUUGACAAUCAAUUCUGAAAAGGAAAGAUUAACCCAACACUUUUUUAGCUACCUGUUAGCUCUUCCUCACAAUGUGACAGGAAGUCAUCGUUCCUCUGAUUGGCUUACCCACUCAAAGCCUUUGGGUACUUCUUCUGUGAACCAGAGGCAGUGAGCAUUCCCCUCCGGGAUUUGAAGGCACAGAAGCUGAGAGGGAAGAUGGUUUUCCUGUAGUAUGAAUUUAAUCUAAUAGGCAAGCUUGAAGCCAUACUGCUAUAUAUGGGUACACUUCCUAAAAGUUACCCUGGAAGUGAAAAUAAUAGGGAGUGGUGACUGACUUCAAAUUGAAUUUUUUGUAAAAUGGCUUACAAUGUUUAGGUUUUUUUUUAAAUUCUGCAAUACAGAAACUGAUUUUCUGUUUCUCCUUGUUUCUUAAUGUCUUUUCAUCACUGGUAGUUACGAAAGAAAUGUAAGGUGCUUUUCUGUGUCCAUUUCACACCAAACUCAUUCAGUUCUACUCAACAAACAUUUGAAUGACUUCUAUGCAUCCUUUGCAUGGAAUGAAACCCAGAAUCCAUGCUGUUAGAAAAUGGAAGGUGGGGUGUACUAAGAAGUUCAGAAUGUUCUCUCAAAUCAUUCCUUAACUCAUCCUUUACCACUGCAAAUUUAUCUGAUAUGCCUUCAAUUUAUGUGUCUUAGAGCUUUAGGCCACUUAUGUGGAUUCUCUCUGUGCUCCUAGUUUAAAGCAUUAUGCCAUUUUAGUGGAUCAUUCAUUUCAAUUGUAUUUAUUCUUGUGAUGAUGGUAGAGCUCUGUUAUCAGUCCAGUAUUGUAAUAUUUCCACAGGAAAUUUGAUUUUAGUCUAUCAACCAAUUUAACUUUUCUAUGUUCCCUGAGUCUAAGCUUAUGGCUGUAUUACCUAGUCAGGUAUGGAAGGUUUUGUGUUCUCUGUUCACAGGAGUUUGCUCCUUUAAAUCACAGUCACUGUUGCAGUAUCAACAUUUGGGUUCGAUAAUGUCGUGGGGGGCUGUCCUGUGUGUUACAGGGUGUUUAGCAGCAUCUCUGAUUCUACGUAUAGAUGCCAAGUAGAGGCUUCUUGCCGGUUGUGAUAACCAAAAAUGUCUUCAUGCAUUGCCAUCUGUCUCCUGGGGCAGAGGCAUUGGAACAAAUUCACCCGUAGUGAAGAACCAGUGCUUUAUACAUACAACAUUCCUUUUGUCCAGAGCACAUUUCUUUUCACUCUGUAGCUAGUGCCGCCUUAGUUGUAUGAGGGAAGGUGAUGAGUUUAGUGAUCAUGUACAGAAGGAAAUGGUCGCUGGUGUUUCCGUCUUUUGUAAUGCUCAUUUGAACAAUUCUCACAUCACAUUAGAAACUCAGGGCUGGAAGGUUCAACUUAUUUUUCUCAACAGGAUCUCAACUUUUAUUUCUUAGCAUUUUGCUUAUCUUAGAACAAUGAUUAUUAACCUACCUCUCUCUCUUACUAUCAGCGGGAUCCAAGUUUAAGAUAGAUUUUGGGUUGUCUCUAAAGUUUAACACUUUUAAGUAUAUUUUAGAAAAUUGAUUGUCAUUUUUUAAGUGUUCAUUCAUUGUCUAAUAAUGCACAGGACUUUACAGACUGUAGCAGUCAUUAAAUACAGGAAAUACUGUACAAAAUUUGGUGAUCAUGUAUGAAAGUUAGCGGGUGUAGACACCAGUUUUGGAUGCGAUCAGAAUGUCUGGUUACUGGAUCCAGUCCACAAAUAGAGGUGGUAUAUGUCACUUAAAUGUGGUUCCUGUUUGGAAAGAUACAUUUUGACUUGGAUAGAUGCUUCUUCUGAUGCCUAUUUCAAGUAGAAUAAGGAAGAGUAAGAAAUGAAUCUUAACUGUUGACUGAUUUUCAGAGUUGGUGAUGUGUAAGUAGAGUUGAAGGUAGUGAUCUUUGUGACCUAGAAUCUUCUACCUGGGUUUUCUUCCGGACUAAAUGGGAAAAGGGUAGAACUAGGAAGGUUGGAUUUAAUCAUUGACUUAAAAAAGAUUGGGGGGAAGUGCCAAGCAUCGAUCACAAGUACUUAGUGUCUCUCUAACGGAAGUCUCUUAGUCACAAAGACUUCAUAUUGUAAGUAGUGGUAAAGGGAGAAAGCUAACUGCUAAAUUGAAAGUUACUCUUUACCAGGAUUUAAUUCCUUUGGCAUACAUUCUCUUUAUUUGGGCUGCUUAAUGUGUCUGUAAAUAAUUAAGUACAAAACAAUCUUGAGUGCGGCAGAGUGGGUCCUCUGACACAGCUGACGUGACCACAUUCCUUCAUCUUCACUCCAGCAUGAGGCUGUUUUAUUUUUUUGGAAAACCACAAAAUAGGUGCAAUUAAAAAAAUUAAGGGUAUUU
Molecule: messenger RNA, 4505 nt
Organism: Phyllostomus discolor (pale spear-nosed bat)
Lineage: Eukaryota; Metazoa; Chordata; Mammalia; Chiroptera; Phyllostomidae
Gene: DNAL1
Product: dynein axonemal light chain 1
Exons: 8
Coding region: 122-694 (190 amino acids)
Cellular component (GO): cytoplasm
Molecular function (GO): protein kinase binding
Source: RefSeq, a predicted model, not a curated record